This is a messenger RNA of Poecilia latipinna (sailfin molly), 3685 nucleotides long. RefSeq names its product zinc finger and BTB domain containing 24 (gene zbtb24). Gene Ontology annotation, molecular function: protein binding; DNA-binding transcription factor activity, RNA polymerase II-specific. Bases 191 to 2296 code for a protein of 701 amino acids. Gene Ontology annotation, biological process: regulation of transcription by RNA polymerase II. The transcript is spliced from 6 exons. Gene Ontology annotation, cellular component: nucleus. Lineage: Eukaryota; Metazoa; Chordata; Actinopteri; Cyprinodontiformes; Poeciliidae. The record is from RefSeq and is a predicted model, not a curated record.
GAAAACUCAAGUAAAAAUAGCUUCAUAGUAAACUUACUCAAGUAAAAAAUACAAUGUAGUGAAAAUACUCUUGUAAAGUAAAUUUUUUACAAAGAACUACUUAAGUAAAUAUAAUUGAGAACAUAGCUAGCUAGCCUGCAUAUUGGGAAGUUAUAAAAAGUGUAACAAAGGAAGAUGCACGCUAUUAUAUAUGUUACUAAUAUUCUCUAUUGUUCUACAGGAUUGUUUGCUAAACGAGUUUCUUCUGAGGGAGAAGAUGUCUCUGAAAGAAAUGGCUCCGUCGUCCUCCAUCAUCCCCCUGCGCUCUGACGAACAUCAGCAGAGUAUUCUGAGCAAAUUCGACAAGCUACGGAAGAAAGACCUGCUUUGCGACAUAACUCUAGUGGUGGAGGACGUGCACUUCAAGGCUCACAAGGCUCUGCUGGCAGCCAGCAGCGAGUACUUCUCCCUCAUGUUCACCGCAGAGCAGCCGGUCCCGCGGUCCACCUACAGGCUGGACGGCAUGGCGGCGAAGACGUUCGGCGCGGUGCUGGAGUUCAUCUACAGCGCCCAGGUGUGUGUGGAGGAGAGCUCCACGGAGCAGCUCCUGGCCACAGCUCAGAGGGUAAAGGUCAGCGAGCUCGUCCAUGUCCUCACUGAACUCACAGACUCCACAGGCACGAAGGAUGAGAAUACGCCAGACAGAACCGAGGCAGCGGACCCGUCGAAACGCAAACGAGGGCGGCCCAAGAAAAGCGCAGGUGGACUCCGUGACGGCUCAGACGAUGUCCAGGCUGCAGACGGUGACCCUGCCGAAGACCACAACACCGGACCUGGCCAGAGGCGUCAAAGCAAACGCAGGAUAAGGACGCCGGUUAAAUACAAGGGCUACAGGAUCAGCGGUGACGGAACAGGAAGCAAAGAGCUGGGGGGGAGGGGCUACAUGAGGAAGUACCCCAACACCGAGGCGCGAUGCGACGACUGCGGGAAAGUCUUCAAGCACCAUCUGUUUUUAAAGAUUCACCAAAGAACUCACACCGGAGAGAAACCAUUCCACUGCUCCGUCUGUGGGAGGAGCUUCAGUCAGAAGCACACCUUGCUGGCUCACCAACGCAUUCACACGGGGGAGAAGCCGUUCGUUUGCAGCAUCUGCUCAAAAGCUCUUUCCACCAAACACUCCCUGCAGGAGCACAUGAACCUCCACGAAGGGGAGAAAUCCUACAACUGUGAUAAAUGUGAAAAGACCUUCACUCAAAAGAAACAACUGAAAAGCCACUACAGAGUUCACACAGGUAAAUCGUUACCAGAAUGUGAUCUGUGUCAUCACAAGUUUAUGGAUGCAGCUCAGCUGAAGAAGCACCUUAGAACUCACACAGGUGAGAAGCCUUUCACUUGUGAAAUCUGUGGCAAAUGUUUCACAGCCAAGAGCACGCUGCAGACACACAUCAUGAUUCACAGAGGUGAGAAGCCGUAUAAAUGUAGCAUCUGUGAGAAGUCUUUCUCAGACCCCAGCGCCAGGCGGCGCCACAUCGCCUCCCACUCUGGGAAGAAACCCUUCACCUGCUCCUUCUGUGGCCUGUCCUUUACCCGGCCAGACAACCUGAAAACGCACACAAAGUCUCACAACAAGGAGAGACCCGCCGCCACGGCGACCGAGGCCUCGCCAGCCGCUCCGCCAGAGGAGCCGCGCAACGUCCUCCAUCUGCAGCCGUACCAGCCGGCGCUCAGCUCUGAGCAGGAGAUCCAGCUGGUGGUGGCUGGCGGGGUGAACAACAUCAACUUUGUUCCGGGUCAGGAUCAGGAGAUCAGCCUGGUCGCCGCUGACGGAGAGACGACGCAGUCGGCCCACUCCAGGGUCACCCUCCUGGCCCAGCCGGCGGGGCCGAUCCAGAACCUGGCGCUGGUCGCUCAGGGAGACGCCGCGGCCCACGCCCCACAGGUUCACUCCAUCGGCAUGUUGGAGAGCCACCAGCCGGAGCAGAUGCACGUCAUCACCCUGACUAAAGAAGCCAUGGACCAGCUGCAGGCCCACCACGGCCCGCCACAUCCUCUGCAGAUAGCGCGGCCCCUCCAGGUGAUGCAGCAGCAACAGCAGCUGGCCGUGGCGCAGGAGAGCUCGCAGGUUCACAGCCAGGCCAUCCACAUCAGCAGCCAGGUCAGCCAGCCGAUCUCCAUCAGCCAGACCACCGAGCAGAUCUCCAGCCACCACAUCCAGGGGCAGACGUUCCAGAUCCAGGCCGGGACCGUGUCAUACCUGUACACCACCGGCCUUCCCCAGGACGGCUCAGAGGAAUGCAUUCUGCAAACUAAGAUGUGAAGGUGCUAACAAACCGAUGCUGCUUUAAAAAAUGUCUUUAAAAGUCUUACAUUUUGAGACGGAUCAGAAAGUUGGCCAGUGCUCAGAACAAAAACGAAUUGGAACAUUUUACCUGUUUAGCUCAUCGAUAAUAAUAAUGCGAAGACCUUCUUAAAUGUUAAGAUUACACUAAAAGAAUGGAGACUCCUAAUCUUAAUCAAUGAGAAGAUUACCAAAAGGUGUCUCCGCACCCUUAAACAGUCUUAAAUUGAUGUGUCUAAAAUUAAGGCCUUAAAAUGUUCUUAAAUUUAUUGAAAAACAAUAAACUAUGAUGAAAUACAUUCAUCACACGUCUUAAAUUUUGUGGUGGCAAAACAAUUUAUCUCAUAUAUAUCAUGGAAUUUAUUUUUUUCUUCCAGGACUUUAUUGUUGUGUAAAACUGAGACUUGUAGACAUUUUCAUUGCGUGACUCAGGCUAGCUGCUAAUAUACCCUUGCUAGCUACUACCUUGCUAGCUAGCUAGCUGUAGUACCUGGCUAGCGAGCAAGGGGGCUCGGUAGCCAGGAACUGUCUAGGUUUUAAGCAUCUAUCAUGGGGAAGUGCUAAUUUAUCUGGACGAUGUUCAUCUUAGCCACUGGCUCACUUCCGUUCCUAACCGAUAUUGUUUAUUUAUUUGUGAUUUAAUUUUGUACAUCUCUGUCUUGGAUCAAGUCUUAUGUUCUAUUCAUAAUAGUUUAAAAAAUGUCUUUAAAUGUCUUACAUUUGAGUUGGUGAAACCUGCAGAAACCCCGUGUUAUUAAUAAGCUUUGUAUCAUUUGACCUACUUCCCCAACAGUCAGAUUUUGGGUAGAAACUGAAAUGAUCAAUUUGGCUAAUGACUCUAAAUAUGUUUUUGUUUUUUUUCUUUAAAGUUGUGAUUAGCAGAUGUUUUAAAAGUUAAAGGGCUGUAUUUUGUUCUCAUGUGGAUACACUACUAAGGGCUUGUUCUUUGUUUGCUCUUUAUAUGCAGACGCUGUCAUUUUCUCAGUUGUAACAGAUAAACUAAACAAUACAAUGGUAGAACUCAGAGCUUAAAUCUUGUAUGGAAAAAUGUUUAUUUGUAAGAAAUAAUUGGAUGUGAUUUGAAAGACAACACAAAAGUCUUUACAAGAAAAUAAUGAUGCCGUAAAUUAAUAAAUAUAAACAUUUAAAUGUUUAUAUUAAAAUGUAUAGAAGCAAAUAUAUAUAGAAUGAAAGACGUAGCCUGAAAAUGAACAAUGAAAAUAAAAUCUUUGUACAGUGCCUUACAAAAUAAUUCAUUACCUUUUUCUGUCUUUUUUUUUCUUUUUCUUUACAUUAUAACCACGAUCAUCAUUGUAUUUAUUGGGUUCUAUGUGAUUGACCAAGCAAAAGUGGUGCAUAAUUGUAAAA